AUGCCAAACCCUCCUGCUGCUUCUGUUGCCCCUGCAGCUACCUAUCCAACUACAUCAAAACCAUAUGCUGCUCCAUCAAUGCAACUUGUUCCAUCUCCAGCACCAAAACCGGUGCAAAAUUACAACUCUUAUAUUUCUCAAACAUACACUGGUCUGAACAUGGCUACAGAUGCUCGGAUGAACGGAAAUCAGCGGCCAAAAGAAACUCCAGUGGCAGCAGCCAGACCAUAUUACAUGCCGGACAAUUUGUUUGGAGACCUGAUCGACGUGAAGAGUUUUGGCGCUGGAAGCAAGAUCAACAGGUCUACCAGCAUGCCGAGUCCAAAGGGUGGUGGCCAGCCUAUGAUUGGUAGAAACAAAUAG
Molecule: messenger RNA, 363 nt
Organism: Miscanthus lutarioriparius
Lineage: Eukaryota; Viridiplantae; Streptophyta; Magnoliopsida; Poales; Poaceae
Source: the annotation of a GenBank genome assembly